Molecule: messenger RNA, 1339 nt
Organism: Cucurbitaria berberidis CBS 394.84
Lineage: Eukaryota; Fungi; Ascomycota; Dothideomycetes; Pleosporales; Cucurbitariaceae
Exons: 1
Coding region: 144-1256 (370 amino acids)
Source: RefSeq, a predicted model, not a curated record
AAUGGACAUAGGAAACCGUUAUAUGCGUCCUGCUUUAUAACGUGCAUGGAUACGAGAUUCCGCGUAUUGAAGACCGUUUGCUAUACAAGUAGCACCUAGUACCUCUAUUAGGAUACCGUUCCUCAACAGUGGUCACAAACGCAAUGUUAGUUCUACUCGCCCUCCAGGCAUCUCUCCAAGUAACCCUCGCACUCCCUAAGGACAACACUCAAUCCCUAGGUUCUCUCCGCAUUCUCGACACAGGUGUAGGCCACCGCAGCACCCCUGUCCCACGAUGGCGCACCUCGCUACGCAACCUGACCACUCACGGCACAAACGCCAGCAUCCUCCAACAGUUCGGUCCUGAAUAUGCUCCAGGCUCGCCCGCUCUGCCCAUCGGUGCAGUGUCCCUCGCUUACUCGCCGUCCACGUCGUAUCUCUACGCCGCUACAGGUCAAGGAAUCAUCCGCACUGAUGUCGAUGGGUCGAACCCGAAACUUGUGAUUCCUGAGAAGCCAGGCCAGAUCGUGAGUGUGACAGUGGCGGAGAGGGAAGGCAAGUUAUACUAUGGUACAGAGUACGAAGGGUUGAUCAAAAGCGCGGAUCUAGAUGGUUCGAAUAUUGAGGUAGUGAGAAACAUAUCUCAGGGCAUCAACUGGGAUGGCAUGUCGUCCUUUAUGCCAGCGAAUGCUUACGCAGGUGGCAUUUUGGUGGAUGACGAGAAGGGUUGGUUAUAUUGGAGUGCGAGUCGAGCACUAUACGACGGAAGCGUGCUCAGAGCGCCACUGCAUUCUGAAGGCCAAGAACAAGUCUUGGCCGACGGCAUCGAUAUGCCUGGACAACUACGCCUCGUUGGUGAUGCGUUGUACUGGGCAGAAAAGGGGCGCUGGAGUUCCUCGCCUACAGCAAUCAAAUGGUUCGAUCUCUCGCAGCUCAGAAAACCCCAGCCACAGUCACAACCACCCUCGUUGACAUCCCCUCCCGUCGCAUUUACAACACAGACAGUCGUCCACUCUAACGAAAGCGCCGCCAUCUUCUUUGAACAAGACUACACGGGUGAUAAGCAGACGCUGGGUAUCCAAAGCUUUGUGGUCUACCGGGAUGGAGUAGAACAGAAGAUAUGGUUCGUGGCACAAAGCUCUGGUCGGACAAUGUUUGGGAAGUUGGUGGAGAUAACGUGGAGGGGGUCGGGAGAUGGGCGGAAGGCGGUUUUGGAGGUUUUGACCGGAGAUACAAAGGACGUUGGAGUGCCUGUUGGGUUAGAGUAUGUUAGUUAAGGGAGAUGGAACGGAACGGGACAGCUGCAACAGAUAGUUCCAUGAAGAACCGAUCCAGUGAAAAUGAUGAUACAGCCUUAUUC